AGCGAUCUAUAUGGGCAGAAUUUAGCAGAUGAGAUGGAAUAGAUCAUUUGACAAAUUCGGAGAAAGUGAAGCAAAUGUUGGUAAUGGAGAAUAAUGCCAACAGGUUCAUUUGCAACUAUGAGGACAUCGCCGAUUCAUAUGAACUUCUUGAGGAGUUGGGACGAGGAAAGUUUGCACUGGUAAAGAAAUGUAGAAACAAGAAGACUGGGGAGCUUUUCGCAGCUAAAGUUUAUGGGAAGCGAGCUGGGAGACGAGGGGAACGUGCCAAAGCACUGAACAAUGAGAUAUCGGUACUUGGCAUUGUGCCACCUCACCCUCGGAUUGUUAAACUACUGGAGGUUUACCACGGACAAAACGAAGUGGUCCUUAUCUUAGAACUGUUGAAAGGAGGGGAGCUGUUUGAGAGGCUGCUCCAGGAGUCUGUUGGAUUGUGUGAGGCACAAUCAAGACGAGUAAUCAGACAAAUAUUAGAGGCAGUGAGACAUCUACAUCAGAACAACUUAGUUCAUCUUGAUAUCAAGCCCGAAAACGUUCUGCUGGUGUCUCAUGACAAGGACAGUGAUAUAAAACUGGUAGACUUUGGUUUAGCUAAAAUGUUAAAAGAGGGUGAAAUCAUCAGGGACAUGGUCGGCACUCCAGAAUUUGUUGCUCCGGAGGUGAUAAACUACGAGCCGAUCACGCUAGCUGUAGAUAUGUGGAGUAUUGGCGUUCUGACCUACAUAUUAUUGAGUGGUAGUUCCCCGUUUUUGGGAGACACCCAACAAGAAACCUACUCUAACAUAUCUCUCGUGGACUACGAUUUCGAGGAGGAGGUGUUCGAUACCAUCUCUGACCAUGCUAAAGAGUUCAUCUCUAAACUGCUGGUUAAAAGAUCAAGUAAGCGGAUGACAGUAGAAGAGAGUCUGAACCACCCCUGGAUGUGUAUGCUUCUCAGCGCUGACACAUCUCUGGAAAGUGAGACGUCACCUUCGAAAUCACCUACUCUUAAAGUUGACAGUGAAGAUAAUGGGUCAAAUCCUAACCUUCACCGUUUAAUUACAUUCAUAUGGAUGUUGAUAGAUUUACUCUUCAAGCGAAUUUUGAAAUAGAUUCAACGACUCGCUACAGAAGAUCAGAAGUUCAGAUUGACACGACAAAGCUGGUUAUACCCAGCAACCACGCAUAGCACCUAGCAACCACGUAGCAACCUUGCAUAGCACCUAGGACUAGGAACUAGUAGAAUGUACAUUGUCAAAGGAACUUCAAGGACCCUUGGCAUGUAGGAGAGAGUGGGUAAAUGUAAGCCCGCGUGGGUAAAUGUGAGCCGCGCCGUUCAAGUAGACGAGUGGUCUUAUCGUGACGAUAUGGAUCUUAUCUAUUGACUUGUUUGAUUUUAUUGUAUUAUAUCUGUGAAUUCACGGCCUGACUUUAAGUUUACUUUAUUUAAUUUAAAUUACGUUCGAGCUGUAGUUCUAUAUUAUAAUGGUGUAAUUCCUUUCAACAGGGAUGCAGGUUAUGAAGUAUACUUAGCAGUUAGAUCAUGAUUCAUGCUCAUAGUUUAUCAAUAGCCCCUUUUUGUUUUCAAUUCUGAAAACAUGCGAUCACUUGGACAUAGCCUGUUGUAGAUUUAAUCUUUUUUAUUGAACAUUUUCUGAGCUUAAUCGAUGUUUGUAUAACCUUGUUAAAAGAAAUUGGACUUGGCUAUUUUAGAUAUAGGUAGAAAAGAUGCUUUCUUAAUUUGAUAAAUUAUUUCUAUAUUAUUUAAAGUUAUAUGUUAUGUAUGUUCUUAGUUUGAAUCGCACGAUCUUAAUAUGGAUGUCUGAACAUUUCAGUUUAAGACCUGUUUCAUAAUUAUUAUAAGGCUGUUUUAGCUUAAUGCCCUUUAUUCUGACAUUUUAGUUGGGCUGCUGCUUUCGGAGAAAAGGCCUUUAGCUUAAGUUCUAUCAGUUAUUCAAAACUAUUCUAGACUGUUUGACCGAGUAAUUUGCCAAAGCUUGUUUAUAUUUGAUUGAUUCUGAUUGCUAUUAUUAAACCCUGUAACAUAUAUUUCUGUUUUGUACAAAUUAUUACCAUUUAUUCCCUCCAAUAUUCAUUUUAUAUGUUACACAGAA
Messenger RNA from Bolinopsis microptera, 2090 nucleotides. Its product is annotated as death-associated protein kinase 2-like. Bases 75 to 1088 code for a protein of 337 amino acids. Gene Ontology annotation, cellular component: nucleus. The record is from RefSeq and is a predicted model, not a curated record. The transcript has 11 exons. NCBI's taxonomy places the organism in Eukaryota, Metazoa, Ctenophora, Tentaculata, Lobata, Bolinopsidae. Gene Ontology annotation, biological process: intracellular signal transduction; positive regulation of apoptotic process; protein phosphorylation. Gene Ontology annotation, molecular function: protein serine/threonine kinase activity; ATP binding.